AUGGAGGCUCCUGUGCAGAACGUGAAAAGCGCCAGAAGAUCUCAAGCGGAUAAAAAACUGCUGAAGAGACAAAUUAAAGCUUCUCACACCCUGCUGAAGCAUGAAGGCAUCAGCACCGCGGCCCAGCCCUCUCAGUGUGUGGUCGUGUGUAAUGGAGGUUUAGGGAAUGGUGUGAGCAGGGAGAUGCUGAUGGAGGUGCUGACUGAAGGUGGCGCUGUGGAGUCUCUCCUCAUGCCUCCCAAUAAACCCUACAGUUUCGCCACAUUCUCGUCUCUGGAGAUGAGUCAGAGAGCUCACACGCUGUGUAACGGCCGCGUGCUGGAAUGUAACGGACGCAGCAUCACACUGUACUGCAGUUACGUCCUGCCAGUGGAGGGAGAAGUGUGUGAGUGUGUGUCUCUCCCCCCUGGUCUCAGUGUGUUGGAGGACUUUGUGUCUCCAGAAGAAGAGUCUCAGUUACUGCAGGCUGUGGACUGGACAUCGCAUGAUGAUGAUGAUAUCACAGCACAGCGAGAACUGAAGCACCGCAGAGUGAAGCAUUAUGGGUACGAGUUUCGCUACGACAACAACAACGUGGAUAAAGACAAACCGCUGCCCCACGGCCUGCCAUUGGUGUGUGAUGCUGUGCUGCAGAGGUGUGUGUGUGACGGCCACAUCAACAUCCUUCCUGAUCAGCUCACAGUCAAUCAGUAUGAAACUGGGCAAGGAAUCCCCCCACAUGUGGACACACACUCGGCGUUUGAGGACACCAUCCUGUCUCUCAGUCUGGGAGCGAAGACUGUGAUGGAUUUCCGUCACCCCGACGGUCGCUCUGUUGCUUUGGUUUUACCAGUGAGGAGUCUUUUAGUGAUGAAGGGUGAGAGUCGUUACCUCUGGACUCACGGUAUAACACCCAGGAAGUUUGAUGUUGUGGCUGCAUCAGCAGCUGAUAGGUCAGGAGUUGUGAACUUUGACCCCAGUGAUCUGACACUGAACCAACGCGGCACAAGGACAUCGUUUACCUUCCGCAAGAUCCGACACACACCCUGCAACUGCGUGUACCCAUCAGUGUGUGACAGCCAGCGCCCCCCCUCCCCGCCUCGUCUCCCCGUUGCUUGUAGCGACGCGUGCCACUUGGAGGAACAGUAUGUUCACCGUGUCUAUGAGGAAAUCUCUGCGCACUUCAGCAGCACUCGCCACGCCCCCUGGCCUCGGGUCCGCGACUUCCUGCUCUCGUUACCAACUGAUUCCAUCAUGGCCGACAUCGGCUGUGGCAACGGCAAAUACCUGGACAUCAACCCUCAGGUGUUCUCGCUGGGCUGUGACCGCAGUGUGAACUUGGUGUCGAUCUGCGCUGAGCGAGGUUUCCCUUCAGUGGUGUGUGAUGCUCUGUCCGUCCCCUUGCGCAGCUCCGCCUUCGACGCCGUCAUCUCCAUCGCUGUCAUCCAUCACUUCUCCACACAGGAGAGAAGAUUGGCAGCCGUCACUGAGCUGGUGCGUCUGUUGAAGGUCGGAGGUCGCGCCCUGAUCUAUGUGUGGGCCAUGGAGCAGGAAUACAAGAACCAAAAAUCCAAAUAUCUCAAAACUAACAAGAACCAGGAGAACGUGGAGAACCAGGAGAACGUGGAGAACCAGGAGAAUGUGCAACCAAAAACAUCUAAACAGAACACUGAACACAGAAAUGACCUGGACGAAACCAAAAGUGAGUUGAGUGUUCGACAGGUGCAUGCUGGGAAAACGAGCUCAAACCGCACUGACACCAAGGAGGAUUGUGGGAAGGCGACCCCACCCAGGCUGAGCGUUCACACCAAUCGUACGGCGUUCAUUUCUCAGGAUCUCCUCGUGCCGUGGCACCUGAAAGGUGAAGUGAAAGCGAGUCCUGGUCCCGUGUUUCACCGUUUUUAUCACGUGUUCCAGCGCGGAGAGUUGGAGGAUCUGUGUGCGUCUGUCAGCGGGGCGGAGGUGCAGCAGAGCUACUACGACCAGGGCAACUGGUGCGUCAUCCUGCAGAAAACACACCAACACUAACGCCUCCUAACACUGAGCACACACCGACUCUGACUCGGAGGAGACGAGUCGCAGUUCUGUGACCUUUACCACAGUGCCUGACUGCAAGCACGCGCGCACGCCACAGAAAAACAGUUCAUUUUAAGAUGUUCAUUACAUUUAUUUUUAAAUGUUUAUACAAUAAAUGAUAUUACUAUAA
Molecule: messenger RNA, 2185 nt
Organism: Neoarius graeffei (lesser salmon catfish)
Lineage: Eukaryota; Metazoa; Chordata; Actinopteri; Siluriformes; Ariidae
Gene: alkbh8
Product: alkB homolog 8, tRNA methyltransferase
Exons: 11
Coding region: 1-2007 (668 amino acids)
Biological process (GO): tRNA wobble uridine modification
Cellular component (GO): nucleus; cytoplasm
Molecular function (GO): S-adenosylmethionine-dependent methyltransferase activity; tRNA binding
Source: RefSeq, a predicted model, not a curated record